CUGAAACGUAGCCUUAUCGUCAACGUCCAGAGAGCUUCAUGCUUCCACGAUAAGCACCUCAGUCGCGACCGCGCUCUGCAUCCCACUUUCACCCGACUUAGUAUGCAUCUUUGACCAGGUACCAGAGACAGUUCGACGCAGAACUCACCUAUGGUCAUCAGUGGCCGCAGCUAUGGCGCUUGAGCCGGGAUCCGGCGCACUGGGGGGGUCGCCCGAGAGCUCAGGGCGCAACUCUCCCAUCCCAAGACAGUGGAGGAAUCAGCUUGGCGGAGAAGAACUCCAAAUCAAGGAUAAGGCGUAUCGUCGGUACGCAUCGGGAGUCGAAAAAGCAUUAUUGCUCUUCGAAACGGCUUUGGAAGAAUGGGCCGACUACAUAUCGUUCCUGAAUAAGCUACUCAAGGCACUGCAAACCCGGCCCUCCUCGAUAACGGCGAUACCGCACAAGGCGACGGUCGCAAAACGGCUCUCUCAAUGUCUCAAUCCUUCUCUGCCUUCGGGUGUCCACCAGAAGGCCCUCGAGGUGUACAACUACAUUUUCACGACAAUCGGAAAGGAUGGCCUCUCCUGCGACAUUCCCCUGUAUCUGCCAGGGCUUGCACCAACGCUCUCCUUCGCUUCACUAUCCGUUCGAUCGCCGUUCCUCGACCUGCUUGAGUCCUACUUUCUCCAAAUCGACCCACGAUCCCUUCGACCGGCAAUGAAGUCCAUAAUUCUAGCGCUGCUGCCCGGACUGGAGGACGAAACGAGCGAAGACUUCGACCGGACUUUGGCUCUUGUCGCCAGCUUCAAGAAGGCACUCCGCCCCGAAGACAGCGAGUUACUCUCAGCCCAUCACUCCUCUAGCGAUGAGUUUUUCUGGCAGUGCUUCUUUCUCGCUUCGAUUACGAGUCACAGUCGCCGUGGGGGCGCUCUAGCGUAUCUCGUGCGGUUUUUACCUGCUUUGGGUCGGUCCCCGGCCGCACAAGACAGCGAUACCACCUCGCCAACGCUGAUGCAUGACGAAAACCCGAAGAUUUCUGCCCUGGUGACAACACCUGAACCCGGACUUCUUGUCCGCUGCUUUGCCAGUGGCUUGGCCGACGAUCAGCUGCUAAUUCAACGAGGGUUCCUGGAUCUACUUGUGUCUCACCUACCACUCAAUUCUACGGUGUUGCAGUCGCGCGUGAAGCCAGCCGACCUAGAACUUCUUGUAAAAGCAGCGGUUGGUGUGGUGACGAGACGCGACAUGAGCUUGAACCGCCGCCUCUGGACAUGGCUUCUGGGCCCGGAGCCUGUCAGCGGCGACGGAGAUGCCACGGGCUACUUGUCGACGGCGCCAUCCGAUCAACAACAGUCAUUUCUGUCAUCAAGAACGACCUAUUUCGAAGAUUUUGGGCUGCAGCCGCUGACAAAGGCUCUACUUGACAUGAUCAAGAGUUCAAUACGCGGCAAUGCGAUAGAGAGGGCCCGGCCUUAUAGAAUCUGCUUGUCUCUUAUGGAUCGAUGGGAAAUAGGAGGUCUCAUUGUCCCCGAGGUCUUUUUGCCUGUCAUUGAGAGUGUUCGGCAAUUUCAGGACCACUCCCCGUCAAGAUCUGAGUUUUCGGAAGUACUUCGAAGCGCCAGUGUCUUUUUUGACGGUAUUGAAAGUGGCUUGAUCUACAGUGAACUCGUCAGCUUGCUAGCCCAAGCGAUUGGACCAGGGAGCCUCACCUCGGUUGAGCGGCGGGACAAGGUGUCUCUGGUCAACUUCAUCAUCACUAACUUCAAUGUGAGGGAAGAGGAGAUGAUCACCAUCCAUGCGCCCCUAACUUGCGUCGCAGCCCUUGCCAUGUUGGAAGACUCAAGAGCGCGCAAAACGAAAAUUGGGCUCGCGGACGGCGAGCUGGAACAGCUGUCUCAAGAAGUUCUGGGCGUCGUCGCCUCUUUGCUGGAGCUGGUGCCCGAGCGGGCUUUCCCGGACGUUUCGGACCUUGCAGCAGGCGAUAGGCGAAAUGAGCAAUAUGCACACCUGCUAUCGAACACGGAAAUUCUAAAGAAAAUCCAGGCGUUCUAUGUCCAUGGUCAGGGAAAUCUCGAGGGCGCGGCAAUUCCGUUCAAUACUGUCGAGUCGGGAGAAGUGCUGCUUCACAAAGCUGCAAGUUUCAUUUGCAACGAAGCCACCGAGCAUGACUCGAUGUCGGAUCUGGGCAUACGAGUCCGAAUACUCAUCUUGAUUCUACUCAAGACACCGACAAGCUACACGUUCGGCGCCGCCGACCUCCUAUCUCACCUGAAAGGGAAACUUGUGCAAGGCGCAGCACUACAUUUUUCCUACUUUUCUUCAGUCGUUCAACUGGCUACGCAACUGCACUCGACCGAUAGAAUCGCUGCAGAGCAGUUGUCUGCACUAGUGGCGCCAUUGGUUAGCCAUGCUUGGCAUUACCUCUCUGCGUCGGAUCCCAAAUACCACGUCGAGACUGUUCGCUGUCUGUGGCAAUUACAGACGUCGUUGACGUUAUCUGCCCGUGAUAUUGAGGCAUCCCUUUCAGCGAUACUGGUCGACCGUUUACUCCUUGUUCAACAAACAACCAGCAGCGCCGCAGAGGCCGCACGAACAUUUGGUGUUCUCUGGUCCCACACGCUUCAGGACUCAGCAUCUGAUCGACGUGGCUCACGUACACAGUUACAGGAUUGCCGCACGAUUUCCCGCCUUGCCGGCAUGGAUCAUUAUCAGGUCAUGUUGGCGCAGCCUUUGUUUCUCGUUCUGGAUGCCUUGAUCGACGAGAGAACGCAGCUGUACAUGGUCGUUAAGUCAUGGCUAAAUACCAUGAUUGGCAUAGACAGGCUAUUCCUGCUGUUCGUCACCAAAAUCUCCGAAUUGUCGUUCGUAGCAUCCAUCAACGGCCACGAGGGUGGCGAGAAGGCCGCCACUGACAACGUUGUGUUCAACGAGAACGACGACAUCGAACUAUGCCUCUAUUAUCUCCGAUCGCUGCAACACGUUUUGCGAUGUACUGGUGAGAUGACUCGGGCCGUUCUCGCCUCAAAGUAUCUGUAUUUUGGCGAUGGCGAGGUUCACAUACGAGCUGGCGCGGAGGACAACGAGAUAACACUCCAAGAAUUCCUUGUCCGCGUCUGUCUCCAAUGUGUUACAGCGGACGUUGCGGACCGUUCCAAUGUCGAGCUGGUGGAACGCGUGUCCCAACUCCACCGCUACGCUCUGACUAUUCUUCACGAGUUCCUAUCAAGUCGAUAUGCCGCCCCUUUGACCAGUCUCCAUCUCGACGGCAUCCUCGUUGGUAGGCUGUCGAAGUCUAUAGACGAAUCGGACCCAUAUGUCCAAGUCUUGCUUCUUGACGUUAUUUACGACGUUCUCAAAAUUCACGACAUGGCCCCAGUGGAGAUAUCAACUUCCCCGACGUUGGAAAAGUCGCCCCCAAGUUUUGAUCGAUCACGCCCAAGUCGGCAGUCUAUCUCUAUGAGCGAGAGCCGACCUAUCGCGCCGCCAAUGCCACCUCAAUUACUGAAAUGCUUACAAGCUGGGCUCAGUGCGGCGAGUAGCCACGCAGUUCUGGAUAGCUGGGUGGCAUUCUUGUCUGAUUGUCUACCGCUAUACUCUCAAUCUAUCUUCCAGGUCCUCAUCCCGCUGGUUGAGACGCUUUGCCGACAGGUCGGGCAAGUUUUUACCAGCCUACGAAAUACGUUCAAGGCCGAGCAACAACGACAAAGCCCAAAUGAGAGCGCUCCAGAAGCAACCUUGAUUUACUUGCUGAAUGGGCUAGAACAAGUUUUAGCCCUCGCUCACGACCAGCUGCUUGCCGCAGAAUCUCGAGCGCAAACUGUCAAGGGACCAGAACAGCCGCAGUCCCUCUUUGGCAGCAUGGUCUCUGGUGUUUUUCAGUCUGAUGGCCCUCAGGCCAGAAGUGCGACCGCAAACGAUCGUCUGACAGUACAUCUCGCUUUCCAAGACGCAAUGAGGAUAUGCUUCAGGAUCUGGUCAUGGGGCGAAGGUGAGGAAGCCAAAACCCAGGAUCAGGUCUCAGCAGCAUCAUUUACGUAUACCUCUUUGCGCAUGAGGAACCGAGCAAGACGUUUACUCGAGCACUUAUUCAGCGCAGAGACGUUGGAGUGCUUGGAGACAGUCAUCGACAUAUGGACGUCAACGGAAUCGCCGGGCGAGCGGGCCUUGGUUUUCAACUUCAUGUCAGCCUUGGACGCUUGCCGGCCGAGACAUUCUAUCCCGGCGCUCUUCAAUUCAAUAUACAGCCGAACCAAUCCAGGAGCUCUAGAGCCUUCGCGCAAGUCCACCAUGACCAUCUCAUUGCAAGAUUCGGACAUCGUCGCCUUUCUUGUCGAGUACGCUCGUUCGCUCGACGACGAUGCCAUGGACGAGAUUUGGCAGGAUUGCAUGACUUUCCUGAAGGACCUGCUCGGAAAUCCUUUCCCUCAUCGCCUGACACUGCCCGGUUUGCUCGAGUUUGCGGCGAUCUUGGGUGAGAAGGUGGAUAAUACGACCUUUGGAGAGCAGCGACGGAUGCGUCGGGAGCUGGGAGACCUAUUCCUCCGGCUCCUCGCCGCGCUCUUCACCACACGCCCUAUUACCUUCUCCGAACCAACGCAUUCUAAUGGCACGCCAGAUAAAGCUGUACGGGAUGGGAGCUACAAGCGAACCACACUUGGCGACGGCCCUGAGGACGUAGUGGCAGUUCUCGCCUCUGUCGCGCCAAAGCUGCCGAAGAUCUUGGUGGAGAACGACCGGGUGCUUGCUGCGGCAAGUACGAUAUCUACGAACGUUAUAGGGCCGACAUUACGUUCCAAAUCGUUUCCAGACACGGUCUCUCCAAGCACUAUGACGCUGCUACGCGAGCUGUCUCGGCUGCACAACAAUAAAAAGGCUUGGAAGAAGGACGUGGGCGAUGCUUUCAACGAUCCUCGCUUCUUCGGCAUGAGGCUCGAGCUGGCCACCGACGACUGGCUUCCUUUGCUCAGGCAAUGGAUACUCACGGAUAAGGAGAAGAUGCUUGAGAUUACCAACCGCAUCAACGCACCAACGACCGCGGGUAUAGUGUUUGGCGUAGGGGCCACAUCUGCGAGACUUGAAGCUGACCGCAAAACUCAACUUAACUUGCGGAGGAUCGCCACGCUGAUCCUUGCCUCCGCUGACGACACAUUUGUUACUGAUCUUGGAGCGAUCCUGGACAAGCUGGUCGAGCUGAUGGUCGCUACAGCAACGUCGUCGCCUUCUUCAACGACUAGAGCUGACGUCUUCCUGGUCGUUCGCGCACUGGUCCUGAAAACCAGCCCUGUUCACCUCGCCCUCCUUUGGCCAGUCGUAAACGCCGAAAUCCACGCGGCUAUUUCAUCAGUGGUCGCCCCUGACCAUAGCACCGCAUCGGACAUAUAUGUCAACACUGCCAUCUUCCAAGCAUGCAAGCUUCUGGAUCUGCUCAUUUGCGUGGCGCCCGAUGACUUUCAGCUGCACGAAUGGUUAUUUGUCACUGAUACUAUUGAUGCCGUCUAUCCACCAUCAACAUACCAGCCAAUUGCUCUCGCAGACGAGCUGUCCGAUGAGUUGGGGAGUUCUGUGGCCCAAGGCUCCGCGCAGACGGACACAGCAGCACACUUGGCCGCUAGCAGUGCCUACAGGCGGCCGCUCCUAAUUCCAGGAGGGUUGGGAGACCAAGUCAGCUUCGAGCGCAGAGAUGAUCUCAUCGCGAAGGUUCUGAGACCCUUCUUCGGCCAACUGAGCAUCUUUGCGUUUGAGAGCACGUAUGCUAUGGUCGCAGUAGACUUGGCAGGCUGUGUUCAAGAUCUUUUGAGGGACAUUUUUGAUGAGCGAACAAUGGUUAGAGCCCUGUAAGAGUAUGAAGACAGAUGGGACGCUGCCCUGACAGGCGCGAGAUGCCAGAAUCAUGGAGAUAGAGAGAGACAAGGUGUUUGGGUUCGUUUCCAAACGGCAGUUUCCUCACAAUGUCGGGCGUAUAAUUGAAGACUCAAAGUUGCCUCCCUCCGUUGCUUCGAGUUUUGAUAUCGAG
Purpureocillium takamizusanense is the source of this 5993-nucleotide messenger RNA. RefSeq lists its product as uncharacterized. The record is from RefSeq and is a predicted model, not a curated record. NCBI's taxonomy places the organism in Eukaryota, Fungi, Ascomycota, Sordariomycetes, Hypocreales, Ophiocordycipitaceae. Gene Ontology annotation, cellular component: trans-Golgi network; endosome. Bases 173 to 5818 code for a protein of 1881 amino acids. Gene Ontology annotation, biological process: Golgi to endosome transport. The transcript is spliced from 6 exons.